AUCGAUAAAAAUACUAUUGCCAUAUCUCCAACCUAUUUCGGACGCCGCACUGCAAGAAAAAUAUAAUAAAAAGAGAAAUAAUUUAAGCAAAAAGACAACAGCAAAAAGAACAACCACCAUUAAUGGCGGAAUCCGAUGAUGAAUACGAUCGCAAGCGACGCGACAAAUUUCGCGGCGAACGCGACAGCUACAGGCCCGAACGCCGGGACGACCGUCGACCAAUGGGCGGCGGAGCUGGCAACGCCCGCGAUGAGUGGGCCGAGCGGAAUCCAUUUCGCGGCAGUGCUGCGGCAGGCGGUGGUGGAGGUGGUGGCGGCGUCGGCGGUGGCGGUGGGGCUCGUCAUCGGCCGGAUUACAGUGACUAUCGGGGAUCGGGUCCACGGCCGCGCUACGGCUCCCCGGGACGUGAGAUGCCGCCGGCGAAACGCAUGCGACCUGACUGGGGUGACGGCGAAAUGCGCGCCAAUCCGCGUUUUGGCUACGAUCCGUACCUGGUGCAAGCAUGGAACGAUCACUAUCAAUCACUGCACUCGGCUUACUCGCACUCGGGACAUGCGCCGUCUGCACGUGAACCGCCGCCGAGCGGGAUCAGCAAUAGCGACACACAAACGCAGCCGGCAAUGCUGACGCUGAAACAGUUCCUGGACACACAGGACGAGAACAUAUCCGACUCGGAGGUGAUGCGCAAAUACACUGAAUACAAGACGGACUUUAAGCGGCAGCAGCUGAACGAGUUCUUUGUGGCGCACAAGGACGAGGAAUGGUUCAAGAACAAAUAUCAUCCCGAGGACAGUGUGCGACGCAGCGACGAACAGCGCGGCUUUCUCAAGAGACGCACGGAUGUAUUUCUAGAGCUGCUCAAUAAUGGCACCAUUAGCAAUGUCAAAGUGGACUCCUCGCAGGCGGAUGCAUUGGUGCGUGUCCUGGACACGUGUGUGAUCAAACUGGAAGGCGGCACUGAUGAAGAUCUAAAGAUACUCGACGAGAAGCCCAAGGAUCCGGCGCCUGUCUACGAGCGCAGGUCGGAGAGAUCGGAAAGGUCGGAAGCGACUGAAUCGGUGGUUGUAACCAAGCGAGAACCUGAGAGUCCCAAGCACCAGACAAAAUCGGAGAAAGAUGAUGAUGAUUUGCCCGAGGUUGAGUCGCCGCAACGCAAGAAUGUGCGGCCAGUUAAUUCCGACGAUGAGGACUGGGAUGACGACGAGGAGAUGCCAGCUGCCAAGAGCGAGCAGCAAUCGGAGCUGGCGGCAGAGAAGCCUGCCAAGCAGUUGAACGAUGAGGAAUCAAUGCAAGCCAAUAUCGAUAAGAAUCAAAAGAAGUCAAAGAAACGGAAACGCACCAGCAGCGACGAUGAGAGCUCGUCAUCCUCCAGCUCUGAAUCGGACUCCGAUUCGGAUGACGAGAAGCUGAUAGAGAAAUACGAUGUGGAGGAGGGACUACGUGCCGAUCAAAAGGCGGAAGCAGAAAAAGACAAGGAGGAGGAGGAGGAGAGAGCGGCAACGGCAGCAGCCAAAGCCAAACAACUGCCGCCCGACAGUCCCACACCCGAUGAGGAUGUCGACGCGGCUGCCGUGGAGGAGCAGAAGAACGAGGUUGUAGCCAUCAAGACCGAAGUCAACGAUGAGGAGUCGCAGAAAACGGAGCAGCCAGCAGCGGAGGAAGAGAAGUCCGAGCAGCCAAAAGAUGACCCCGAAGCAUCCUCAAAGAAUGGCGAAGAGAAUGAGGAGGAGAAAGCAGAAAAAAGCGAAGCAGAUACUGCAACAACAAAGGCAGCAGCAGCGGCGGCGGAUGAUGAUGCAAUGACUGAGACAAUCGAUGUGGACAAACUGAAGGAUUCAUUGAAGCCACGCGCUUUGCAUCGCACCUCAUCCAUAUUUCUGCGCAACUUGGCGCCCUCCAUAACCAAGGCAGAGAUCGAGACGAUCUGCACACGCUUCAGCGGCUAUUUGCGCGUGGCCAUCGCCGAUCCGCUGGUGGAGCGUCGCUGGUAUCGUCGCGGCUGGAUCACCUUUACGCGCGACGUGAACAUCAAGGAGAUCUGCUGGAGCCUGAACAAUCAGCGGCUGCGUGACUGCGAAAUGGGCGCCAUUGUCAAUCGGGAUCUGAGCCGGCGUGUUCGCCCUGCCAAUGGGAUUACGGCGCACAAGCAGAUCGUGCGCUCCGAUAUUAAACUGUGUGCCAAGAUUGCCAUGAAUCUGGACGAGCGCUUUAAGCUGUGGAGUGAAGUGGAUAAUGCGGAUAAUGCGGAGCUAAAUCCGGAGGAGCUCAAGGAGGCAACCAAUGGCAGCGGCAGCUAUGGUUUCAAUUCCAAGAAUCCGGUGCUGCAAAACAUAACAGAUUACCUCAUCGAAGAGGCCUCCGCCGAGGAGGAGGAACUACUCGGCCUGGCCGGCGAUAGCAAGGAUGGCGAGGGUGAGCCCAUUGAGCGGGACGAGCCGCUGAUACAAGUGCUCGAUCGUCUGGUGCUCUAUUUGCGUGUUGUGCACUCGGUGGACUACUACAAUCACUGCGAGUACCCAUACGAGGAUGAGAUGCCCAAUCGCUGUGGCAUCAUCCAUGCACGUGGUCCCGCCCCCAUGCGUGUGACCAGCAACGAUGUACAGGAGUAUAUCAAAUCCUACGAGGGCAAACUGCAACAGUUCUUGGCCAAGACGGUGCAGUUGAGCGAUGAGAAUAUCAAAGAGCUCGGCGCCAAGAAUCCCGAAAAGGAAGUCGAAAAAUUUGUGCAGGCCAACACACAGGAGCUGGCCAAGGAUAAGUGGCUGUGCCCGCUCUCCGGCAAGAAGUUCAAGGGGCCCGAAUUCAUACGCAAACACAUAUUCAACAAGCACGAGGAGAAGGUGGACGAGGUGCGCAAGGAGGUGCAAUAUUUCAACAAUUAUUUGCGUGAUCCCAAGCGGCCGCAGCUGCCCGAGCAUCCUGGCAGCUCCAAGCGCACCGAAUCCGAAUCGGGACGUGGCUCGGGAGGAUAUCGGCCGCCCAUGUAUCCCCCCUUCUCUGCCAUGCCAUAUGGCUUUGCCCCGCCGAUGAUGGGAGGCGGUGGUCGAGGUGGACGCAAUUUUCCCCAGGCUCGCAGAGAAAUGCCUGUGGAACACCAACGCCGGCUUAUCGGUUACCAUGAUUUGGAUGCGCCCGUUAAUUCCGAUAUGUUUGACUAAUUAACGAAUUGAUUAGCAUUAAAAAAAAACAGCAGUUAACCACACAGAUAACGCAAUACAAUAAAGUUUUCGAGCUCAGUCCAUAAAAGCAAUUCAAGCAAUGCCAGGCUAAAAAGGGAAUUACAAAACUUAUAUAUAUAUACACAUCUUAUAUAAACUAUUCCUUAAAUGAAAUUGUUAUACCUUUUCUUUUUUGUACAAUAUGGCGAUUGUAUUUUGAAAAAAGAAAAUGAAAAAAAAACAACGGAGAGCGAAUAUUACAUUUUCAUAUACACAAGUCUUAAAAAAAUGUCAAAAUUUAUGUCAAUUGUUAAGCUCACAAUUAUUAAAUUUGAAAACCAGCCAACUUGCGACGAAUUUUAAAUAAAUGUUUUUUUUUUUACUACAUAUGUAUAAGAUUUGUGUGAUUUAUUCCAAACUCUAAACAACAUUCAUUCUUGUUGCUUACAGACCCGGUGGUUUUGAUUAUCGCGCCAGAUCACACUACCGGGACUUGGACGCGCCGCAAGAGCCGUACUAAAUAAUAAUAAUUAUAAAUAAAAGAAAAUAAAUAAAAAACACCCCACACCAUAGACUACAAUAAACACCGUUAGUUAAUACAUAAUUACAAUUCACACAUUGAAGAAAUAUGAUUACCACAAGAGAUUUUUAAAGCCAUUUUAUAAACAAUCAUUAACUAAAUUAUUUAAAACAAACAACAUCUUUCAUUAUAACAAAUUUUGGUGUAUGCCAAUUGUUUUGUAUUGCUUGAACAAAAUGAAACGAAAUGAAAACUUAAUAAAAAUGGGUUAUCAACAUGACA
Molecule: messenger RNA, 3960 nt
Organism: Drosophila grimshawi
Lineage: Eukaryota; Metazoa; Arthropoda; Insecta; Diptera; Drosophilidae
Gene: Ars2
Product: serrate RNA effector molecule homolog
Exons: 8
Coding region: 123-3158 (1011 amino acids)
Biological process (GO): primary miRNA processing; mRNA processing
Cellular component (GO): nuclear body
Molecular function (GO): nucleic acid binding
Source: RefSeq, a predicted model, not a curated record